Ogataea philodendri is the source of this 2922-nucleotide messenger RNA. RefSeq lists its product as uncharacterized. The transcript has a single exon. Gene Ontology annotation, molecular function: 5-oxoprolinase (ATP-hydrolyzing) activity. Gene Ontology annotation, biological process: glutathione metabolic process. Gene Ontology annotation, cellular component: cytosol. The coding region runs from base 1 to 2922 and encodes 973 amino acids. The record is from RefSeq and is a predicted model, not a curated record. NCBI's taxonomy places the organism in Eukaryota, Fungi, Ascomycota, Pichiomycetes, Pichiales, Pichiaceae.
AUGUUAAUUGGAGUGGACGUUGGAGGAACCAACACUGACUCAGUGCUUAUUGAUCCGACCAAGAUUGGAUUGGAAUCCCAUGGUGUGCUAGCGUGGAAUAAGAUGGUCACCUCGGUUGAGGUCUCAGAUAGCAUUGAGAAAGGUAUAUCUAAGCUAUUUGAAGAGUGUAAAGACGUUAAUAAGAAAGACGUGGCCUCGGUGACUAUUGGAACCACCCAUUUCAUUAAUGCAGUUGUGGAGCAGGACCGAGCUCGUCUAGAUAGAGUCGCAGUCCUCAGACUUUGUGGACCGUACUCGAGACACGUCUAUCCGUUCUCGGACUUUCCUCCUGGACUGACCUCGGUGAUCAGAGGCUAUAUUGGAUAUCUUAAUGGUGGAUUCCACGUUGAUGGAAACGAAAUCCAGCCCGUCAGCGAAAAGGAAGUGCUUGAACACGUCCGUAAGGCCAAGGAUCUGGGUAUCACGUCUUUUGCAGUGAUUGGGAUCUUUUCCCAUAUGAAGCCAGAGCACGAGGAUUUCGUCAGAGACAUCAUUCUCAAAGAGAUUCCAAGUGCCAAGGUGAGUGUUUCUCACCGUGUUUCAGGAAUCGGGUUCCUCGAAAGAGAGAACGCUACGAUUCUGAAUGCUUCCAUUCUGCAUUUCGCAGAAAAGAUCAUUUCUUCCUUUGCCAAUGCUAUCAAACGGCUUGGUCUCAGCUGUCCUGUUUUUCUUACUCAGAACGAUGGAACGGUUCUUUCUGCAGCUGAGGCUCUGAGCUUGCCCAUUCGGACCUUUUCGUCUGGUGCAACCAACUCCAUGAGAGGUGCUUCGUUCUUGGCCAACACUCACGGUAAAAGCGCAAUUGUUCUGGACGUGGGUGGAACCACCACGGAUGUUGGUCUGCUACUGUCCACUGGGUUCCCACGCCAAUCGUCCUCGUACUCGAUUGUUGGUGGUGUGAAGAUGAACUUCUCCAUGCCUCACGUGGAGAGUAUUGGACUCGGCGGAGGCUCUUUGGUGAGAGGAGAAGGCGAAGAGAUGACCAUCGGACCGGACUCCACUGGAUCGGAGAUCGUCAAAAGAGCACUGGUGUUUGGAGGCUCUGAGGUCACUGCUACCGACUGUUCUGUGGCAGCGGACCAGCAGCUUGGCGGCGACUUGGUGAUCGGUAAUGCUCUUGCUGUUAAGGAUAAGUUCAGUGCAGAAUAUUUGGCCAGCUUCAAGAAGAGAACCAAGAUCAUGAUGGAGAAGGUGAUUGACAGAAUGAAGACCAGCUCAGACGACAUUAUGGUUCUGGCUGUGGGUGGUGGAUCGUUCAUUGUUCCAGAACAUCUUGACGGUGCUUCUGAGGUGAUCAGACCGCCAUUCCACAGCGUUGCCAACGCAAUUGGAGCUGCAAUGGGUAAGGUUUCUGCCGAGAUUGGUGAGAUCAAGCAUCUGGCUCCUGGAACUACCACCAAGGAACAGGUGCUCAAGGAACUGGAGGAAAAGGUUGUCAGCCAGAUCAUGGAAAAGGGUGCUCUGGAAGGAACCAUCGAGACUGUGUUUGUGUCCACAGACGCUGUUCCGUAUGUUCCAAACACGUACGAGUUUGUGAUCAAGAUUGUUGCCGACGUGGACUACUCCAAGGUUCAGAAGUUUACGUUCGAGGCAAAGGAUUUUGAGUCUGGAACCAAGGAUAUUGUCAAGAAGUCUCUUUUCGAGGAAACGGAGACCAAGAUCCCUGAAGACGUGGACUUCACUACGUACAAGCCAACCAUCAACAAGCAGAGAGAAUGGCUCCUGAAUGAGACAGACGUUGAGUUCAUCUCCAUCGGAGCCUACAUUUUGGGCUGUGGUGGUGGAGGUAACCCUUACUCCUACAUGCUGGAGGUGAAGAACUACUUGAGAGAAGGAGAUACCAUUAAGGUUAUUGAUCUCGAAGAUGCUCACAAGUACGUGGCCGCCGAGGGCAGUGUUGUUGCCGUCUGCUACGCGGGAUCGCCAACGGUUUCUCACGAGCAGCUUCUUGGAGACGCUCUUAUCGAGGCGUACGAGAUUAUGGCCAAGUACACCAACAAGAAGCCGGAGCUGCUGUUCCCAAUUGAGAUCGGUGGAGGCAAUGGAUUGUGUGCUUUCCAGAUCUCCACCUCCUCGAGACUGAAUCUGCCUGUGGUUGAUUGUGACACUAUGGGCAGAGCUUAUCCGACCCAUUGGCAAACGACUCCUGUGGUGUACACUCCAGAAGGCCAGUCGUUUUAUGCUCCAAUGGUGUUCAGUAACGGAAACGGAAACUCGGUGAUCAUGUCGUCGUCCAGAUCGGACUUGUUGCUUGAAAAGGUGAUGAGAGCUUCUCUGGCAGAGCUAGGAUCCAAGGUCGGAACCGUCAACCCACCAAUGACCAUCAAGGACGUCGAGGAAAAGACCAUUCACGGGUCUUUGUCUCUGGCUUGGAGAAUCGGCAGAGCCGUCAAGAUUGCUCGCCAAAAAGCAGAGAUCGACAAGCUGCCUCAGAGAAUUCUCGAGUCCGUCAACAACAGCGGAAAGUACCUGUUUGCGGGCAAGAUCAUCGAUGUUGAGCGGAAACUGUUCAAGGGCCAUGCUUGGGGAGAAGUAGUUAUCCAGGAAACUGAGGAACCAAGACGAAAGAUGACCAUUCCGUUCAAGAACGAGAAUAUCUACUGCAAAGUGUCCAACGCGGAUGGAACAGCAGAGGAGAUUGUCUGCUCUGUUCCCGACCUGAUUGCCGUUGUGGAUGCUUCCACCGGUGACGCUGUGGGAACCAGUGACUACCGCUACGGACUGUUGGUGUUUGUUCUGGGAAUUGCUCCAAGUAACAAAUGGACAGACACAGAGAAAGGUAUCCGGAUCGGAGGUCCUGCUGGGUUCGAUCUCGACUUCGAGUACAAGCCAAUCAGCAAGUACGAGAAGCCGCUUUCUGUGAUUGGAGAAUACGCCGUCUAG